AACUAUUUUUUUUAUACUUAAUUAACUUAAACAACUUUUGCGAAAAUUUGGCAAAAAUACACAGUUUGUUAAUUAAAUAAAAAUAAAAUGAAAUACUUUAUGUUUAAUAAUAUUCCUUUUUAAAGCAAAGGAUUAUAUAUUGAAUGAAUAAGACUCCACAAGUAUUCUAUUGAAUAGUGUUAGAAACCAAGUGGGUGGUAGGAGUGCAAAAAAAAAAAAAAAAAAAAAAAUAAAAAAUAAACUGUAUGCAGUGAAUUUUUCAAAUAAAAAAAAAAAAAAACAAAAUAUACAUUUAAGUAACCUUAGUAAAUAAGGGCCAACAUGAAAUCAUCAAAACAUCGCGCAGCACGACUCUCCAGUUUGGCAGAAGAUAUAGGUAUUACAAUACCAGAUGAGACACCUUAUCGUGCCAGACUUCACCACCUAUUUGCCCAAAUAGAAAAGGAAUUUGAAAUGUUAUACUUGGAAAAUCUCAACUUACAGGAAAAGUUGGACAAUUACACCAAUAAAGAUUCCAUACAGUCAUAUGAACGUUCAACAUCUACGAACCCGAGUGGUGGUACCAACGCUGCCUCAGCUAUUAUACCUGUGACUGGCCAUGAUGACGCCGACAAUGCUAUCGCUACGGGAACGGUAUCCGCUUCCGGCAGCAAAAGUUUAAAAUCAAAAUUCACCUCUAGUGGUGGGAAAGUUAAAGCUAGCCAUAAGAUUAAGGCUCAAACUAGUCGUAUAGUGUCAAGUUUUAAGGCUCAGUCGGUAGUGAGUACUGUAAUGCGUGAAUUCUGCGGUCAUAAGGAUGGCGUUUGGCAAGUGGCAGCCAAAGUUGGACAACCUAUAAUAGGUACUGCAUCGGCAGAUCAUACCGCUUGCAUCUGGGGCAUAGAGAGUGGUCGUUGUUUGUUGCAAUAUACGGGACAUGUUGGAUCGGUUAAUUCGAUUAAAUUUCAUCAGAAUCGUGAUUUAGUAUUAACUGGUAGUGGUGAUGGUACUGCUCAUAUAUGGCAGGCCGCUGUUAAUUGGGAAAUUUCGAAGAAGGGGCAUUCAUCUGAAGAGGAACUCGAUGAUAGUGACGGCCAGGCGGAAGAUCGUGAUCGUGUUGAUACAUUGCGUACACCUCUGUGUGAAUUUACAGGUCCUGGUGGUCAUUUGUCCGUUGUUGUAGCUGCAGAUUGGUUACCCAAUAUGGAUCAAAUAAUAACUGGAAGUUGGGAUCGUACAGCCAUUUUAUGGGAUGUAGAAACCAGAGAACCUUUACAGCCUUUAACUGGACAUGACCAUGAAUUGACGCAUGUUUCAGCACAUCCAACACAGAGAUUAGUUGUGACGGCUUCAAGGGACUCGACAUUUCGCUUAUGGGAUUUUCGAGAUCCUAUACCGGGUGUAUCAGUAUUUCAGGGACACACAGAGAGUGUUACCUCAACGGUCUUUACCAAAGAUGAUAAAGUAGUAUCGGGUUCAGAUGAUCGCACCGUUAAAGUUUGGGAAUUACGAAAUAUGCGUUCUGCUUUAACCACUAUACGUACAGAUGCUUCAGUAAAUCGAUUGGCGGUGUCCAGUGGUGGUAUUAUAGCAAUUCCACAUGACAAUAGGCAAAUACGUUUGUUCGAUUUAAAUGGCCAAAGGGUGGCACGUCUGCCACGUACUAGCAGACAGGGUCAUAGACGUAUGGUAUCGUCAGUGGCCUGGGCUGAGGAACCCUUAUUAAAUUGCGAUCUAUUUUCAUGUGGUUUUGAUCGCAGAGUAUUUGGCUGGUCCAUCAUUUUACCAAAAGACAAUUGAAAACUACUUAAAACUUCCUCUUUAAAAUAAUAUCAUCAAAUAAUAUACAUAUUUUGUUACUAUUUGUUUGUUACAAAAAAAUGUCUGUUAAAAAAACUUUAAAGCUGUUAAUAUUUUCUAAAAACUUUUUACUCGUCUGACCAAAAAACUAAAAAUCGAAUAAUUUUGCACUCAUAUUCAUUAAAUUUCAAAAACCCUAAAGAAAUGUUAUCUUUUUCGAAUAAGCAUGUAACUCCCUCCAUUAUCACAAAUACGUUUUAAUUUUUUGUUAAAAAAAUAUAUAUCAAUUUUUAAUCGUAAUAUAAUAAAACUAUCAUUUUUACAUACCUUAUGUCCUUUUUUAGUAUUCAUGUUAUAACAUGCAUUCAUAUAUUUUUAAGAAUAUUUUAAUUGUUAACAAUAUUUUUCAAAA
This is a messenger RNA of Lucilia cuprina (Australian sheep blowfly), 2191 nucleotides long. RefSeq names its product WD repeat-containing protein 37 (gene Wdr37). The transcript has 5 exons. Gene Ontology annotation, molecular function: protein binding. Bases 322 to 1779 code for a protein of 485 amino acids. Lineage: Eukaryota; Metazoa; Arthropoda; Insecta; Diptera; Calliphoridae. Gene Ontology annotation, cellular component: preribosome, large subunit precursor. The record is from RefSeq and is a predicted model, not a curated record.